Molecule: messenger RNA, 1040 nt
Organism: Harpegnathos saltator (Jerdon's jumping ant)
Lineage: Eukaryota; Metazoa; Arthropoda; Insecta; Hymenoptera; Formicidae
Exons: 2
Coding region: 291-596 (101 amino acids)
Source: RefSeq, a predicted model, not a curated record
AUCUAUUUCCAUCUUUCGUCUGCAUGAUCAGCUAUCAAACACCCUGUAUAUGAGAAGAUAUAUUGAUACAUGGAAAUAUUCUUACAUUUUGUAAGAAUAUAAGGAGCCGACGACGGCGGUCGUCGUGGAGCGCAACCUGAAUUUUCAGUUGAAGUGUCGUCCGGACAAUCCGCGGUCGACGAGCGUUCCUACGAGCAACAACAGUCAGUCCCCAGGGUGACUCGUUCGGGCAUGACUCUAAAUUCCGUCACGAAGGUGGUCACGUCGCCGCCCUAUCCUAGCAAUACACCAUGAGCGAGCGGGAAACAGCAACAGCCACCUCGAGGUUCACCGAUACGCGAGCCGAGCAUGAACGACGCUACAGAGCGAGGCUCCGCGAUGCCUUACUCAUGAGAACUUUGAGAAGCCGCAACGGACAGCCAACGUCGUCGCCAUCCUCACUCUGGACACAAGAAGCAAUCACCAGUACCACAACAACAAAGGUUCCUCAUCGAUUCAGCCGAAAACCGCCGCCAACUGCGCCGCUGGCAGCUCGGAGGCACCGAGAGAGACGGGUCCUUCUUGACUGUGCUCCCCGUAUCGACCCCUCGUCUUGAAAUUCUUGUCUUCACUCCGGGUAGACCGAUGCGCACGGUAAACUGAAACGUAGGCAAGUGCAGGCGAACAAUUUUCUAGUGUGCCACACUAGACGAUUUAUACCAUACACACAGCAUAUUUAAAUAACGAACACGUCACGAUCCAGAACGCGUAGUGAAGUCUGAAGAGAUUGUUGAAGGCAAAAAUGGUGCUCAGUUUGAGAAGACUCGAUUUCGCCCUGAUCAUCUUCGCUGUUCUAUUCAAUUUUGUUUGAUGUUCCAAAUUCUCAAAAACUCGACGUAAUGAUAUAUAUAUAAGAACAUAUAUUUGAAUGUUAUAUUUUUUCAAUAUAUUUUAUGUAAUAUGAUUUUUCUUUCACCCAUUAUAUAAAAAUAAUAUUUUUCAAUAAGAAUCAUAUAACUUCUAGAUGCUGUUACAUAUAUUGUUAAUAUAAUUUAAUAAAG